AUGCUAUACGACUACGCUAGACACCCUCCACAUUGCGGAGAGAUAACACGCAUUACCAGCAGGAAGAGGAGUAGUUACUGGGAAGCGGUAACGGAAGGAAACGCGGGCCAGCCGGCGCGUGACGUCAUCAGCGGCGGCGCGGCGGAGCGGCCUCCAGCGGCCGCCAGUCGCCGGCCGGUCGCGCGUCGUGAAGGCAGCAGGCGGCAGCAGCAGCAGCAGCAGCAGCACACGACCCACCGCGUCCCAACGGUCGCAGCGCCGCCUCCUCGCUCUCGAAUGCCUCCGGAAGGAGCCGCCGCCGGUAGCAUGGCCGCUAAAGUGGACCCGUCGGACCCGCACGUGCGUAAGCUGGUGUACAACAUGUACCGCGGCAUGCUGGGCACCUACAACGACAAGGCGAACGCUCUGCUCAGCACCAUGCCGCAGGAGCGCGUCCGCGAGGACCAGGGCAUCGCAGACAAGCUCGAGAGCAUGAUACGACAGUCGAGCCAGAUUUCCGGAGGAGGCUCACCCAGCCCAGGACCAGGGACACCUGCGGGUGAUGGAGUGAGCGCAGCGCCAGCGCCACCGCCCUUCCCCGCCCCCGCACCUCCAGCGCCGCCCCCACCGCCGCCUCCAGGUGCUGGAGCCUUGCCUGCCGUUCGUAUUGCCACUGAG
Molecule: messenger RNA, 657 nt
Organism: Schistocerca piceifrons (Central American locust)
Lineage: Eukaryota; Metazoa; Arthropoda; Insecta; Orthoptera; Acrididae
Product: actin cytoskeleton-regulatory complex protein PAN1-like
Exons: 3
Source: RefSeq, a predicted model, not a curated record